Condylostylus longicornis is the source of this 1804-nucleotide messenger RNA. Its product is annotated as UDP-glycosyltransferase UGT5-like. Gene Ontology annotation, molecular function: UDP-glycosyltransferase activity. The record is from RefSeq and is a predicted model, not a curated record. The transcript is spliced from 3 exons. The coding region runs from base 55 to 1653 and encodes 532 amino acids. Lineage: Eukaryota; Metazoa; Arthropoda; Insecta; Diptera; Dolichopodidae.
CUGGCGGUAGUUUAACUUCUAAUCAGAUAAAACUGAAACAAAAUUUUAAACGAAAUGUGCAUAAGAAUAAUAUCAUUAAUCUUCGUACUUUUGCUUUGGUAUGUGCCAGUGGGUCAAUCAGCAAAAAUUUUGGGAUUAUUUACAUCACAGAGUAAAUCUCAUGUAAUAAUUCAUAUGUCAGUGGCAAGAGCACUAAUCGAAAAUGGACAUAAUUUAACAAUUGUCACCACAAUUGAUUUGAACGAAUCAAAUAAAAAUUUUCGUCAUAUUAAGGUUCCAGGAGAAAAUGUAGAAAAUAUGAUAAACAACGUAACACAAAUGUCUACAAUUGAAAAAUUUAUUAAAUUUUUUUAUAUGUUUCGUAAACUAAUGGGCAAUUCAAUAGUGGCUUUAAAGAGUACUGAAAUGCAAAAACUGAUGAAGGAAGAAUCAUUCGAUUUAAUUAUUAUAGGGUAUUUUUUAAAUGAGUAUGAAAUUGGAGUUGCAGCACAUUUUAAAUGUCCGGCCGUUAUAAUUUUUAUGGGACAACCAAUUUAUAGUUUAAAUAAUUUAGUAGGAAAUCCUGACGAAAUUACACAUAUUCCACAUCCAAUUUGGGGUGAAACAACAAAAUAUAUGGGCUUUUUUAGUAGAGUAGCCAACGCCUUUUGGUAUUUCGUGGACAACUUAUUAUGGUGGACGAUCCGAACAAGUUUUAACACAUAUUAUAAAGAACUCUUUCCACCAGAAAAAUAUCCCUCAUACGAAGAAGCAUUAAAAAAUGUGUCAUUAAUUUUAAGUAACUAUCAUUUUUCUCAGGGUCCAAUUAGAGCCGAUGUUCCCGCCGUGAUACAAAUAGGAGGUAUUCAAAUUGAAGAAAACCCAAAAAAAUUACCAGAGAAAAUUCAAAAACACCUCGAUAGCGCUGGGAAAGACGGAGCAAUAUUUUUCAGUUUAGGUUCAAAUGUUCGUUCAGCUGAUUUAGGUGCAAAUGCUUCUACUGCCAUAUAUAAUGUUUUAUCAUCAUUAAAGCAAAAAGUUGUUUGGAAAUGGGAAACAGAUGAUUUACCAGGAAAAUCGCAAAAUAUUUUAUUUGAAAAAUGGCUUCCACAAAAUAGUGUUUUAGCACAUCCUAACUUAAAAUUAUUUAUUACACAUGGUGGAAGAGGAAGUGUUGUUGAAUCAGAAUAUUUUGGUGUACCAAUGAUCGGUUUACCAGUUUUUGGUGAUCAAUCAGCAAAUGUUGAUCAACUGGUUGAAGCUGGAUAUGGUCUUCGUUUAGAUCAUUCAGUAUUAACAGAAGAGAAUUUAAGGGAUGCAAUUAAUAAAAUACUUACAGAUUCAAAAUAUAGUGAAAAUAUAAAACGGUUCAGAGAUUUAUUUCGUGAUAGACCAAUGACACCUAAAGAAAGUGCGGUUUAUUGGGUGAAUUAUGUGUUGAGACAUAAAGGAGCAAAAAAUAUGCAAAGUGCUGCCGUUCAUAUGCCAUUUUAUCAGUUGAUGGGUUUGGAUGUAUUAGCGUUUAUCGGGAUUUUAUUGUAUGUGUGGCUCAAAUUAUCAAUAUUUACUUGCAAAUUAUUAUGGAGAGCGUCCUGCUACGUUUUGUGUUGUAAAUGUUUUAGAAAAUUUCUUAAGGGGCGUGGAGAAGGUCAUUUAAAAGCAAAGAACGAAUAAAACCUAAUGCAUUCUUGUUACACUGAUUCUAUUUUGUUUUUAAUUUUUUUGUCGGAUAGCAGCAGAUCUAUCACAGCCAAAUUACAUGAAGCUAGAAAUAUAAAUUCAGUAUUUUUUGUUUUUUUUUUUUAAAUAUUUGUUGUAUACUUUU